AUGUCGAAACGACUGAGUCCAGAGGAAGAACUCGAGAAACAGUAUCGAGAUUACAAAGCUCAAUUCGAACAAUGGAAGGAGAAGAAUAAAAAUUCUGUUGGAACUGAAGCUUAUAUUGCUUAUGUGGAACAGUUUGAAGCAUGGGAGAGGGAUGUCGAUAGACGACGAGAAAUGAUCCGUAGCAAAACAGAAUCUGAAGCUAGUGAAUCACAGGCUACUCAAGUUAAAACACAAACUAGUGGAGCCACGGAAGGAAAAAGAAAAAAGGAACAGGACUUAAAAGGGGAGCAACAAAGAAAACAACAACUUGAAGCUGAAGCCGCAGCUCAAGCCGUUGCUUAUGCGAAACAUCAACAGUCAUAUCUAGCACACCAUCAAGCAGCUCUGCAAAAAGAACAUGAAAUGAGGCAAGCAAGCGCAACUUCAGUAGUAUCACAAGAAUCAGUUAAAACAUUGGAUUCAAAGCCUCCGGGUAUUAUGUUUCAUCUUUAUAGAAAUAAAAAUUUCUUAAGAUUUUUGCUGCCUGAAAAAUUUAGAGAAGAAAUUGAUUCCAUUGUUUAUUUUUUAGAACCAAUUGAUGCGAAUCAAGUGGCUGAAACUAUGAAACAGAUGGCACAACUUGCUCAAGUAAUGAUGAAUGAUCAGCAUGAUCAACAUAUGGAUAGUGAUGCUAUUUACCAACACUCACUGUCGACGCAUUCAGUAAUCCAACCACAACAUCCGGCGCCACCUCCUCAGCUAUGGGGAAAUGAUCGUGCUAUUUAUGAUUCGAACGAUCCAUUGUUUAAAAAAUGGGGAAUGCGAGCUGCUCCACCUUAUCAUAAGCCAGCAUAUCGUCCUCCUCCACCCGAAUAUCAAAUUCCUCCUUGCUGGUUGUUUUUAGAACAGAUGAAAGAAGAAAAAUUGAUAAUCGCCCCACAAGUUAAUUUGCCUCCUCCUAUUCUACCAAAAUUUGCUGUAAAGCAGUUGUAA
Dracunculus medinensis (Guinea worm) is the source of this 972-nucleotide messenger RNA. The record is from the annotation of a GenBank genome assembly. Lineage: Eukaryota; Metazoa; Nematoda; Chromadorea; Rhabditida; Dracunculidae.